AUGGGCUACGAGAAGAAGAGGAAACGAGAUGAAGCGACGGAGGCCACAGUUAUUGUAAAGGACAAUGAUAACUCUGGCGAAGAUAUUUCCCUGAAGAGAGAGCAGUCGGCCGCUUCUUCACGGUCCAGCAGUGUACCUCGCUCAAAGGCCUCAUCAGUAACCACACUUCCAUGGCCCGACGAAUUUAAAACACUGGGUAGGGUCCAUCGAGCGUUGAACUUGGUAUAUACAUUCUGCUGCACUCGUCAGCAUUACACGACAAAAUUCGGGAAGAUAAAGAGCUCGGUUGAAUCACAAAACGGCGGUCGGGAGCUUACCGUCGAGGAUGUGGCCAAAGUGAAGUUCCUCAUCCCACAAUCUGUGAGAUUUGAACUCGCAGACACCGGUGUGAUCGAUGUCAUGGGAGUCCAGGAUGCUAGGCAACAGAGGGUAGAUGAGGUGUGGAACGACUGGGAAGUAGAGGGGAUGGGUGCAGAGACCGAAUACGAGGGAAACCGGCCUUCCGACACUGAGCUUCUUUUCGAAUUUGUAGAUGGAGACCUCAAGCCUGAGACACCGCCUGGCCUUGGUUUGGGCGGUUAUGAAGACAUUAGAACGCCGGUAUACAGUCAGAAAAAAAUGGUUGAACUGAUCGAGAAGAGAAACAAGAAGUUUUCCACCGCUGUUAAUACAUUUCUCGCCAGUUGUCGGGAUAACGAUGUCGACCCUGUGCAACAUCUGGAGGCUGGAAAAGAUGCAUAUAUGCCCCCAGUCCCUGAUAGUGAACUCAACUCAUCCGCAGAAGCAAAACUUCCAGCACAGAUACCUAAAGAAAGACGAAGUAUAUCAGAAAUCAUCUCAGAAAUCAAAGAACAGAGCUGGUAUAUUGACCAGAUAGUACCAGGCGGAUACCGCACUUUCGAUGCUCAGCAGCCAGUCUAUGGAGAUUUAAAUUUCCUCCUCUCGCAAAAUUUGGUCAAUGCACUUUACAAUACUAGAGGGAUUACUCGAUUUUAUUCCCACCAAGCCAAAGCCAUCAAUGACCUCCACGAGGGCCACAACGUCAUUGUUUCUACAUCCACCAGUUCUGGGAAGUCAUUGAUAUACCAAGUACCUAUGCUUCAUGAACUCGAGAAAAACCCUCACAGCAGGGGGAUGUAUAUUUUUCCCACGAAGGCGCUGGCACAAGAUCAGCGGCGCAGUAUGCUUGACAUGUUACCGUAUAUGGAAGGCAUGGAACAUAUUAUGGUGGAAACAUUUGAUGGCGACACACCAAUGGCAAAUCGAAAUGCAAUUCGCGACGAGGCAAGGAUUAUCUUUACCAAUCCUGAUAUAUUACAUCUCACCAUUCUACCUCACGAAUCGUUGUGGAGGGUGUUCUUAAAAAACCUUAAAUAUGUUGUCGUUGACGAACUUCACGUUUACAAUGGGCUAUUUGGAUCCCAUGUUGCUCUCAUCAUGCGCCGCUUGAGAAGGGUAUGUGCUUCGAUAGGUAAUUCUGAUGUCAAGUUUGUAUCAUGCUCUGCAACUGUGGCAAACCCAGAACAGCAUAUGAAAGCUAUAUUUGGGGUGGAUAAAGUGAAGUUAACGGACAUUGAUGGAUCGCCCUCAGGACGAAAAGAAUACCUUUGCUGGCAGGUACCAUUUAAGGACUCUAACGAUCCUAGUUCUGGGCGCUCAAGCGGCAUUGAAGAGUCGGCUAGAAUAUUUUGCCAACUAAUCCUGCGAGGAGUGCGAGUCAUUGCAUUUUGCCGUAUUCGCAAGCAAUGUGAGUAUUUAUUAAAUGCAGUCAAGAGAGAAUUUCGUACUCUUGACAGGUCAGAUGCCUCUCGUUUUGUGAUGGGCUAUCGAGGAGGUUAUAGCCCACAAGACAGACGAAAGAUUGAGCGUGAAAUGUUUGAGGGGAAGCUGCUUGGGAUUGUGGCAACAAACGCACUGGAGCUUGGCGUUGACAUUGGUUCCUUGGAUGCCGUGAUCACUCAUGAAUUUCCGCAUUCGAUAUCCAAUUUUAGACAGCAAAGUGGGAGGGCGGGAAGGAGGAAUAAAGACUCUCUGUCAAUUUUGGUUGGCGGCCAAAGUGCAGCAGAUCAACAUUAUAUGCGCCACCCUGAUGAACUCUUCACAAAACCAAAUUGCGAGCUACUUAUUGAUCUAGAGAAUGAGCUAGUCCUCGAAGGUCAUAUUCAAUGUGCUGCUUUUGAGAUGCCUAUUCGCCUAGAGAAUGACUCCAUCUAUUUUGGCCCACAGCUGGCAGAACUUGCAGCUACUCGGCUGGUCAAGGAUGAUAUGGGUUUCUACCAUUGUCACGAGAGAUUUAGGCCCAACCCUUCGAAGUGUGUGUCGAUUCGAAGUAUUGAAGAUGGUAACUAUGCCGUCAUAGACACUACUAACAACCGUAAUGUCGUAAUUGAAGAAAUUGAGGAUACCCGUGUUUUCUUUACUAUAUAUGAAGGUGCCAUAUACUUUCAUCAAGGCAACACCUAUCUCGUGAAGGAGCUUAAUACGACUAAAAGAUUUGCAAGAGUGGUUCGCGCACAUGUUGACUGGAUAACUGAACAGCGAGACUUCACUAAUAUUGACCCAAUUGAAACCGAGGCUAUAAGGCGUAUUAGCCGACAAUCCAGCUACAGAGCAUUCUUCGGAAAAAUUGUUAUCCAUACAUUAGUAUACGGAUAUUUCAAAAAGGACAAGAAAGGCCGAAUACUUGAUGCUGUGGCACUCGACACUCCGCCAAUCGACAGGCUGAGCAAAGGCCUAUGGCUAGAUGUACCAAAAACAGCACUAGAUAUCCUUGCAUCCCAUGACCUAAACGCUGCAGCUGCGAUUCACGCAGCAGAGCACGCCGUCAUGUCCCUCCUUCCAACGUUUUUAAUAUCCUCGCCAGAUGACAUCCGAACAGAAUGCAAAGUUGCGAAGAAAGAAUUAGGACCUAAGCAUCGGCAGGCAGCAGCGGCAUUUGACCGUGAUAGAGACCCGAGGACUCGAAAUCAUUUCUUUCAUCCGCUAGCACCUCCUAUCCCCCGUCGUCAGAGACAAGCUCGAAUUAUAUUCUAUGAUGCAAAAGGAGGCCCCUCUGGCUCCGGAAUCACCUCCAAAGCCUUCGAGUUUAUAGAUAGCCUUCUGGUUCGUGCCAAUUCACGCAUUGAUACAUGUGCAUGUACCACUGCGCAAGGUUGCGUGGGGUGUGUUUGUAACGAGAAUUGCCCCGAAACGAACCUUGUUCUAAGCAAGGCCGGUGCUUCCGUGAUAUUGAAAUGCCUUCUUGGUCUAGAAGUGGAUGUUGACUCUUUACCUUGGGGCACAGAAUUGAAUCGAGAUUACCAACCCGGCCCUGAGAGUGAGUUGGCCCAAGGCCUAAGGACUGUAGUCGAAGCCGUUGAAGUUAGUGGAGGAGCUGGGAAAGAAGUAAGAAUUUAUGAGCUCGAUGACUUGUGA
Messenger RNA from Microsporum canis CBS 113480, 3414 nucleotides. RefSeq names its product Hrq1p. The coding region runs from base 1 to 3414 and encodes 1137 amino acids. Gene Ontology annotation, molecular function: ATP binding; nucleic acid binding. The transcript has a single exon. The record is from RefSeq and is a predicted model, not a curated record. NCBI's taxonomy places the organism in Eukaryota, Fungi, Ascomycota, Eurotiomycetes, Onygenales, Arthrodermataceae.